AUGGCGUCUAGGAGACUUGCUUUUAACCUCGCGCAGGGCAUGCGCAGCCGUGCUGCCAAUUCUGCCAUCCGACCAUUUAAGAGAGGUUUUGCUACACCGGUGACGUCUCCAGUUGGCGCGAAGACUCAGACCACAACAUUGAAGAAUGGUUUAACAGUCGCGACCGAAUAUUCGCCCUGGGCGCAGACUUCGACGGUGGGAGUAUGGAUCGAUGCUGGUUCCCGAGCCGAGACAGACGAGACAAAUGGCACAGCACACUUCCUAGAACAUCUCGCCUUCAAGGGCACCCAAAAGAGAACUCAACAACAAUUAGAACUCGAAAUUGAGAAUAUGGGUGGUCACCUUAACGCCUACACAUCGCGUGAGAACACCGUCUACUUCUCGAGAGCAUUCAAUUCCGACGUUCCUCAAUGUGUCGACAUCCUCGCCGAUAUCCUCCAAAAUUCGAAGCUCGAGCCCUCCGCAAUUGAACGAGAACGCGAUGUCAUUCUCCGAGAAGGAGAGGAGGUUGAGAAGCAACUCGACGAAGUUGUUUUUGACCACCUCCACGCCACCGCUUACGCACACCAGCCCCUAGGACGCACAAUUCUUGGGCCCCGAGAGAACAUCCGUGAUAUCACACGAAAGGAGCUCACCAACUAUAUCAGCACCAACUACACAGCUGACCGCAUGGUCCUCGUCGGUGCCGGUGGUAUCCCUCACGAGAAGCUUGUCGAGUUAGCCGAGAAGAACUUCUCCAGCCUCCCCACGACAUCACCUCACAACGAAGCCUACCUUCUAUCCAAGAGGAAGCCCAACUUCAUCGGAUCUGAGGUUCGAAUCCGAGACGACACCAUUCCCUCCGCCCACAUCGCUCUCGCCGUCGAGGGCGUAAGCUGGAACGAUGACGACUACUUCACAGCUCUAGUUACCCAGGCCAUCGUCGGCAACUACGACAAGUCUAUGGGCAGCGCACCUCACCAGGGAAGCAAGCUUAGCACAUUCGUCCACCACAACGAAUUAGCCAACAGCUUCAUGAGCUUCUCUACCAGUUAUAGUGACACUGGUCUAUGGGGUAUCUACCUGGUGAGCGACCAACUCACUCGUCUCGACGACCUAAUCCACUUCACCCUCCGAGAAUGGUCCCGCCUCUCUAGCAACGUCACGGAAUCCGAAGUCGAGCGAGCAAAGGCCCAACUCAAGGCCUCCAUCCUCCUUUCCCUCGACAGCACAUCAGCCGUCGCCGAAGACAUCGGCCGACAACUCGUCACGACCGGCCGCCGAAUGAACCCCGGCGAGAUCGAGCGCGUCAUCGACCACAUCACCGAGAAGGACGUAAUAGAAUUCGCCCAGCGAAAACUGUGGGAUCAGGAUGUAGCUAUUAGCGCCGUCGGCAGCAUCGAGGGCAUCCUCGACUACCAAAGAAUCCGAAACGACAUGAGCCGAAACUUCUAG
Hypoxylon trugodes is the source of this 1434-nucleotide messenger RNA. RefSeq names its product mitochondrial-processing peptidase subunit beta. Gene Ontology annotation, molecular function: metalloendopeptidase activity; metal ion binding. NCBI's taxonomy places the organism in Eukaryota, Fungi, Ascomycota, Sordariomycetes, Xylariales, Hypoxylaceae. Gene Ontology annotation, cellular component: mitochondrion. The transcript is spliced from 5 exons. Bases 1 to 1434 code for a protein of 477 amino acids. The record is from RefSeq and is a predicted model, not a curated record.